This is a messenger RNA of Pristis pectinata (smalltooth sawfish), 3571 nucleotides long. RefSeq lists its product as uncharacterized. The record is from RefSeq and is a predicted model, not a curated record. Bases 865 to 2031 code for a protein of 388 amino acids. Lineage: Eukaryota; Metazoa; Chordata; Chondrichthyes; Rhinopristiformes; Pristidae. The transcript has 6 exons.
GAACUGUCUCUCUCUCUCUGUGUCCACGGAUACUGUCUGACAUGCUGAUUACUUCCAGCUUCUGGCUUAACUUCAGAUUUCAAAUAUCCACAUUAUUUUACUUUGUAUUCCGAUCUAACUCAUGCAGAAAGAUAAACGCAAUACAAUGAGAUUGGACACGUCUCUGAACGUGGUUUGAAUUACACACCAGGAUUCGCCGGGACCCGAGCGAAACUUGUGUUUCAAAUCUUGGAACCUUGGACAGGAUGACGCCGGGAAACUGUAACAAAUGCGCCGCUCCAGAAGGCGGGGCUGGGGCUGGGGCAGAGGCCACGGAUUGAUAAUGUGAGGCUCAGCUGUUUGCUAUGUAGCAGUAGUGGGGGUGCUGGUGAACAGUGGCGGUGGAGCUGGAACUAGGGUGCAGCGGUGGCAGAGGCUGAGGUGCCGGGGGGCGGCGGCGGCUGAUGGAUCGGUUGGCCAGCCUCAGAACUGCUCAGUCCUUCAUGAGCCACUUUCGAUUUAUCAAUGCAUUAUAAUCCCAAAGUAAUAAUCUUGAAGACUAUGUGCCAUCAACAUAACUGCUUUUAUAGUGUAUCGGGAAAGGUUACCAGCAGCACUUUUGCAACGUGAUGAAGAAAAGUAGAAUGCAGAUUUUUUUCCUUGGAGCAUGGCAGAAUGUUCCACAAAACAAAAUUAAAUAAAAGGAAAUGUGGAAAUUUCUAUUCCAUUGGAUGACUGUGGAUUAGGUGUCAGAAAUCCAUUUGUCAAUCAAAUUGUCUUAAGAAAAUCCUCAAAAGAGGCACAAUUAUAUUAGAAACUAAUAUAUCCUUCAGUUCUAAAGCAUUGGAUUCCAAGGAGUCAAAUGUUGCUGGUCCAGUAAGCUACAUGGAGGAUGCCAUUUCAGACAUGAAGCACAUUUUAAACAGAGCUGAUUCAGUGGAGGAUAAGCAGCAAAAUGCUUUGCCAAAAGAAGUGCCGAGUGCAUCGAUGGAGGAAGGAAACAAUGAUAUAUGGAGUGACUUUGCAAGUUAUUGUAAAACGCCUCUUAUCCAACAGCAGUGUGUUGGUACUUUUUGUGGGUUUCCAGUGAUGGAAGAGAAUGAUCCUGUGGCAAAGCAUUCCCUGCAACAGAAUUCCAAAGUUUUUAAUGACAACUUCAAGAAUCAUCAUCCUUUUCCUACCCAGGACCAUAAAUCUCAUAUAAACUAUGAAUUUGACAAUGAAUCCAAAUUCUCUGUAUCGGUGACCAAUGCUGAUGCUCAAGAGGUCAGCAUUUCAAAAUUAGAUAUUUCUAGGAAUGUUGAGGACGAUCCAGGUCAAUCUGCUGCUUUUGCAGACUCCACACUAAAAUGGACAUCAUGUGAGAGUAAUGGCCAGCUAGUGGAAGGCACGUUUCAGAGUGACUGCAGUGAAACUGAAUUUUCAGACUUUGGUGCAGGUGGCAUUCUGUGCCCUAUUACUUCUCCACUUUUGCAAAUCCAGGAGAUUCUCUCUGCGAAUUCAGCUUUGAAGGCUGAUGCAUGGAAUCUCGUGGAAAACAUUUUCCAGAACUCUUUUCCCUCUGAACCUGUGAGGCAUGUCUUUGAAGACUUUCCUGCGCUUGAGAAACCUCCUGAGAUAAAUGGGGAAGAAAGUGAUCCAAAUAAAGCAAUACCGUCAACAAGUUAUGAAUUUGCAAAUGUAUGGGAAGACCUUCAGGAUCUAAACAAAGUGGCCUUAAGAUCUUCUUGGAAUGUAUCACAUACUCGGGAGAAGCUGUUAUCUACACUGGGAAUUGACCAGACUCAAAAGGAUGAUGGACAAGCUGAUCUAGAGGAUGCCAUGGCCUCCUAUUCAAACCUGGAGAAGACUGGAUUAUUGCCAGAAGUUGCUGCCUUACCUAACAAUGGCCCCAAAGCCCUAAUCCAGACCAGGAUCUCCGUAAUGCCAUCCCAACGAGCCAGCCAUGGUUUCAGUCAUCGGCUGGAGUCUGUGUUUAUGCAAUGGAUGCAGGUGAAUGGGAAUCGAACACGAGAAACCCCAAGGAUCAAAAGGCAUUCAUGGUUUAUGUGAUACACUAUUUAAACCAAAUGUGUUUUGAUUUUUUUCUAGUUGUUUUCAAAUUGAUUUCAAAUGCUUAUCUACAUUUUUAAUUUUUUCCUAUCAUGCUUCACAUUUAAAUUAACCAUUUCAAAGUAAAUUUUAGAAUUUAGUUAGAACUCAUGUUUUAUUGCAAAUAUAAUUUAACAGAUUGUCUAUAGUUAUAUUUAAUCUUUUUAAAACAAUGUCACUCUCAGGAUUUGUGUGACACAAGCAUGGUUGUCCUUUUAUCCCCUGCUGUCCUGAAAGAUGCAGAAAUGUGUUUUACUACUGACUGACCUAGGUCUCUUCCGAGGGCAGGUAAUUGUCAACAACAUUAGUGUGGGACCAGGGUUGCACAUUGGCAUUACCAUGGACUCUUCACCCCACCUUCUUGAGCACAUUAAGGAUGUGUGUGUCUGUGUCUCUGUGUGUGUUAUGAUCUGUUUAAAGUGCCCCUCCAAACACAAUCAGAUGUGAAUUUUUCCACCUACCCUUGCACACGGACUUGACUUGACUUUCUUCCCUGAAGGCGGAUGGUGAACUGGUCAAACUUUCCCAUAAUUCAACAGCUGGCUGGCCAAUUUUAGUUGUGCUUAUGUCCAUAACCAUAAGACAUAGGAGCAGAAUUAGGCCAUUCCACCCAUUGAGUCUGCUCCACCAUUCAGUCAGGGCUGACUUGUUUUCCCCUCUCAACCCCAUUCUCCUGCCUUCCAGGUUUUUCACAGCUGAAUUUAAAUCCUAUACUGUCAUGGUGGGAUUUGAACUUGGGUUUGUUGUGUUCUAAAUUCAUCUUCUGUAUUUCUAGUCUAAUGACAAAGCUACUACACCACUGUACCCCCUUGUGUUUUAAGUGUUAAGUUGAUGUGUGACAGCUACUGCAGUUUUAAUAUGGACAUGUAUGGCUACUUUGUUAUCAAAACGCAAUAGUUUUGUUGUGCAUCAAUACAAAACUGGGAAUAUACCUCGGGACAAUACCAAGCACAAAACCGUGAAAUAUAUGGUUCCCUCUGAGGGCUAUUGGUUGCAGGAAUUGGGAGUUGUUAGAGGUUGGUAUGUUUGUUGUUUCAAGAGUCUGAAUUUGCAGUGUGGUAUAAUCCCAGCAUCAAUACACUGAAGUGGAAGUUUAUUCUUUUAUGGAGUCAUAUAUUUGCAACUGCUUCAAAAUGAAAGGACUUAAAAUAGUGAAUUUUUUUUAGUACUGAUAAUUUGUAAAUGUAAUGCUUAUCAUGUGAUGUCAUUAGUACAAUAGGGCAACGUCUGGUAGGCUUCUAUGUGGAUUGUUGGAUUCCACAUAAUUUCUUGGCUGCCAUGAUAAACACGUCUCUUGCUACAAUGGUCACACAAUACUUGUCAUUAUUUUUCUGUUAUUUUGUUGUUAAUGUAGGUCAUGAUGGUAUAAUUUUGAUUCUAGCUACAUUGAUUCCACCUUCACUUAAAUGCUCCAGCUGUAUUCAGAAUACUGUGCCCACAUUUUAAAUAUUGACCGAUUGUUUCUAUCCUAGAAAUGGAAUAAAAUCUUAAAUUUUUUGUA